Fonsecaea erecta is the source of this 1746-nucleotide messenger RNA. RefSeq lists its product as hypothetical. Gene Ontology annotation, cellular component: SAGA complex; transcription factor TFIID complex; SLIK (SAGA-like) complex. Gene Ontology annotation, molecular function: DNA binding; TBP-class protein binding; protein heterodimerization activity. The coding region runs from base 1 to 1746 and encodes 581 amino acids. Gene Ontology annotation, biological process: RNA polymerase II preinitiation complex assembly; DNA-templated transcription initiation. The transcript is spliced from 2 exons. The record is from RefSeq and is a predicted model, not a curated record. Lineage: Eukaryota; Fungi; Ascomycota; Eurotiomycetes; Chaetothyriales; Herpotrichiellaceae.
AUGGACGGCGCGGCGCAGAACCGACCGACGCAGCCUGCGCCGCAACAACAGGCGUCCUUGAUCCGACCCGAGCAAGUCCAGAGACUGCCCCAGCUCAACCCGACCCAGAAACAGCAGUUCGAGCAAGGUGUGAGGAGGUUUUGGGAGAUUCUCAAUACCACUCCUCAAACGGAUCCCAAAUACACUGAGGCAUACACAAACCUUGUAAAGACUUCCAGCCAACUCAGAGCGGGGAUGAAACAAUGGCAGCAGCGCAAACAAAUGGCUCAACAACACGCGGCACAACAGGCCUCGGCGCAGGCGCAGGCACAGGCACAGGCACAGGCACAAGUGCAGGCACAGGCGCAGGCGCAGGCACAGGCACAAACGCAAGCACAGGCACAAUCACAGCCACCUAGAGUGACAGGCCAAUCUGGUCAAGCACCGGCCGGGGCUGGACCAGGCCAGAGCGGAGGAAGUGCGGUACAGUUCAGUCAGCUUUUGCCCGAGAUCCAACGAAAAGUGAACGAGCAGCACUUUUACUAUCCUCCGGCCAUGACCAAAGGCACUGAGGGCGCCGAUGUGUGGUUGCGCGAGGCAAAGGCUAGGUUGGGUCAAGCCUUGCAGAGGCUUCAAGUCGCCAAGCAAAAGAAGGCCGAGUUUCAGCGACAGGCCCAACAGCGACAAGCGGCAGGGAAUCCCCUGACUGCCGCGGAAACUGAGGUUUAUAACAACAAGAUUGCGCAGUGCGACCGGGCGGUCAACGAAAGCACUGCGUUCAUGAAGAAAUUCAAUGAGCAGCAGGAACAAUUUCGAGCCGCGCAGCCCCAACACCAGUUCUCGAAACAAGCUGUACCCGCUAGUGAAGGAGCAGAUCCCGCUGCCGCACCUCUGAUACAACCUAGUGCCCAAGGCCCUACUGCCCAUUCUAUCAGUAGUGCCGUGUCUGCUGCACGUAACCAAGCAAGCGCCUCACAACUUCAAGCGGGCAGCCCGACGGCACUUGCACCUCAAGUCGGUCCCAACACGGGCACAGGCACUUCUCAGACGCCCGUUACAGCGACCCAGGCGCAGUUUCCCCAAGUUGGUCAAGGGGAUACGUCUGCAGGCCCUCGCCCACCGUCCCAUCAAGGUCAAGCCAUGAUUCCUUUGCAACAUGCCGCGUCCGCGGGCGUGAAUCCUCACCCACUUAACACCAGCAUCAAUGGCAUCAAGACGGCAACUUCUAACAUUACCAAGAAUUUACAAGUUACCGAGCCUAAGCCCGUCCCCAUGCCGCCAUCUCGACCAACAUUGACGGGCGGCGCUGGAGUGGGACUGCCCGGUCAGCUUGCACAGCCUGCCAUCACCGCACUCCCCGGCUAUGUUUUGGAGUCGAGUGAAGAUGGGAGAAUCCUGUCCAAGAAGAAGUUGAACGAACUGGUGCGCGAGGUUUGCGGCCCUGGUCCGGACGAACAGCUCGAUCCCGAAGCUGAAGAAAUUUUCCUUGCCAUCGCCGAUGAUUUCGUUGACGAGCUUGUCUCAUCAGCAUGUAAGCUUGCAAAGCUCCGCGGCUCGUCGAGUCUGGAAUUGCGCGAUAUUCAGAUCGUCCUCGAGCGCCAAUACAACAUUCGCGUGCCGGGGAUUUCGACCGACGAAAUUCGAACCGUGCGACGACCACAACCUGCGCCAGGCUGGGCGCACAAAAUGAGUGCAGUCCAAGCUGCCAAACUGACAGGCGGCGCAACCGCGACGGCUGCAUCUGGCGCCAGUGGAAAGGAGAACUAA